UGGCGCUAUGAGGGCUGUCCCUCGGCCGCCAUUUUGUGCCUAGGCGCGUCUCUCAUAAAAACAUUAUUUCUAAGUAGUGUGUCGUUGUGCGGUGGUGCCUGGGUUGUGCUACUUAGCCCGGGCAGGUGUGUGUGAGGGUAGAUCUCAGCUCUGAGUCUGUCUCCGAGACGCGGGAGCAGUUGUGGUGGGGAGUGGUCUCGCUGCUGGCUGACUGGGUUGGCUUUAGCUGAACUCUUGAACCCCUCGUGACCUCCCGUCCUCGCUUUAAUGAGUGUGACUCUUGCUUGGCGGCCAGCUGACUUCGGUGGAAGCUCCGCAAGUGUUGUGAAGGGAAGCGUUGGCAGAGUCAGCCCACAGAGCGUGGCAAGCACUGCCGCCUCGUCCCAGGUCACCUUGUCUUUAUCAGCUCUCUGGCUACUGGGGUUCUUUUCCUGGCCAGUCCUCUCCCCAGCAGAAAUGCGGAAAAACCAGUUCUGUGGUUAAUUACUGCACUUCCCUCCACGCCCAUGGGUUCGGCUGCCUCCUCCUCCUCUUUUCUCCCAGCCUGGGUGCACUUCGGCCUCUUUGCCCCAGCCUGUUCUCUGCCGGCUCAGGUGCACCAUUAGGCCUGCAUAUUCAUUCUGUUAAUCUCAGGGCUUCUCCUGCCUUCCCAUCUUGUUCCUGCAAGGCCUGCUGGUGGCUCCUUCUCCCUCAGGGUGCACCGCAGGUGCAGAAGACACGGGCACCUGCACUGCCCAAGAGGGUGACAAUUUGACACCAUGGCUGGAGGUGAUAAGAGCAUGAAGGCCCUGAGGGAGGUGUGGAGAAGAGCAGAAAACUCAUUGUGUGCAGACUGCGGGAAGCCGGAUCCUGACUGGGCAUCCUCUACCUUGGGUGUCUUUAUAUGCCUUAGCUGCUCAGGAAUUCACCGGAACAUCCCUAGCAUCAGCAAAGUCAAAUCCCUGAAGAUGGACCACUGGGAUGAUGCUCAGGUGCAGUUUCUGGCCAAGCAUGGGAAUGCUGUGACUAAGGCCGUGUAUGAAGCUCACAUCCCUAUUUACUAUUACCAGCCAACCUACAAUGACUGCCAGGUGCUGAGAGAACAGUGGAUACGGGCCAAAUACGAACGGAAAGAGUUCACUGAGCUUGGAAAACAGCUACUGUACACAGAUGGGGUGAAGGAAGGCAUCCUCUGGAAGCGAGGUCGAGACAGUGGGCAGUUCCAACCCCGCAAGUUCCUGUUGUCAGAGAGAGAGGGAUGUCUGAAGUACUUCACCAAGCAGGAUGCCAAAGAACCCAAAAUCAAUGUCAAAAUAGAUGUCAUCAAUGCUACAUUCCAACCAGAGAAGAUUGGGAACCCCAAUGGCUUGCAGAUCACCUAUCUCAAAGACAACAAGACUCGGAAUAUAUUUGUCUACCAUAAAAGUGGAAAGGAGGUGGUGGACUGGUUCAAUGCCAUUCGGUCCGUGCAGUUCCAUUAUCUGAAGGUAGCAUUUCCCAUAGCCAGCGAUAAUGAGAUUAAAAGCCGGCUGACAAGAAACUUCUUGAAGGAAGGAUACAUGGAGAAGACAGGUCCCAAGCAGAGAGAGGCUUUUAAGAAGCGUUGGUUCACACUGGAUCACCGCAGGCUCAUGUACUUCAAGGACCCUUUGGAUGCAUUUGCUAAGGGUGAGGUAUUUGUGGGCAGCAGAGAGAAUGGCUAUAGCGUCCAGAAGGGAUUGCCUUCAGGGACACAAGGCAACUUCUCUUGGCCCUAUGGCAUCACCAUUGUCACGCCUGACCGAGAAUACCUCUUCACCUGCGAGACAGAGGCUGACCAGCUGGACUGGAUCACAGCUUUCACAAGCAUCAUCAACCAGGCCAUGACACCACAGGAAUAUGCCAUUGAAGCCUACUUCAAGUUUAAAUCAUAGGAAGCCGGACAGGAACCUUGCUGUAACUCAACUCUACCUGGUCCUGUUGGGUGGGCUAUCAGAAGAGGAGAGAAGAUUGAUGUCAGAGAAACACAGUGCUAUUGCAGCCUACUCUUUGAAGCACUUUUUUUUUUUUUUUUUUCUCUCCAAGAACAAUCUUCUUUUUAAGCUGCUUCAAGUCCAAGACUUUGUGAGACUGAAUCCUCAGUGCAAACUGUCAGUGGUAAAUUGCUGUGAUCUGACUGGAUGUUGACAGGCCUUGCCUGUUGAUAGGGCCUCAAAAACUUAGCACUUGCUGUGGUGGACAUGGGACCUAGCAUCACAUUUGCAGGAAACUGCAGGCAGCCUUAUGCAAGAAUGCACAAGGUUUAACCUUGUACAAGAAAACAGCUGCCUUACUGGAGAUAAUGCAGUUGGCUGUAGAGGCUGCUGGACUAGGAGAGACUUUCAUUACAAGAAGUGGCUUCUCUGCUGGUGACAGAGAUGUAAAACAUCUGGUUAUUUAAUCAGCUAGAGCUACAUUUGAAAAAGGUCACGUAAAAGAUUUAAUCUAACAGUCAUGUGAGAUGUGUUUCUUCCAGUCUAUAUGGGCUUGAGAGCUUCGGACCAUGUUUGUAUGGAGAUCAUCUUCUGACUGCUCCUGAGCUCAGAAACAACAGUUAUGUAUGUAUAUGUAAAUGGACAGUGUGUGUGUACCCACAAGAAAAAAGUGGUGGGAGAUGAAAUACUGCCCUAGAGAAGACACUGUGAGGGACAUUCAUGUUAUUGAAGUUCAGCUGUCAGAUUUGAGUCUCUGUAGUUAAACCCAUAGAGAGAGGCUGGCUCCUGCAGGGAGCAGUCGAUAGCAUGUCUUCUAUAUGCUUCUGACACACUGUUGAGUCUAAUACAGCCUAGGGGUUGAUGUCUGAAGUUGGAAUAUGUGAGUAUCUACUGCCCUAUUCUCUGGGUGUCAAAGUCCUGUCACUUGCUUUCUCACCUGUACGUUAUAUAUGUAUAUGUAAUAUACAUUUAUGCAGUAGUGUAUAAGGGAAGUCUUAUGUCUGCUCUCUAAGACAAACGAAGCUCAGAUGUGGGGAAAAAGAGAGCAGGGCAGUGGUUGGCACAAAGGGCCUUGCAGCACGAAUGUCAUACUGUGAUACUCCAGUAGAAGGCAGUGGUGCCCCAACACACUUUUGCUUCCUGCUCUUGCGAGGCAGGCGAAGGAGAUCUUAGAGGAGGAGGAGGGUGGCCUUUGGAGAGAGGAAGGAAGGAGUGGAACUGAAAUAAAUAGCCCCUUGAUCUUUAGGAGCUUGAUGGUUACUAAUGACAAGGGUGGGAGAGUGCCAGGCUAUAAGAAUGGGAGAUCUUUGGUGGUCUGUGGGAGUCUUUGAUUGCACGACUAGGGACUAAAUGCAUUGACUGCACCUCAGGAGAUCUUUGGCUUUGAGUGCGGGGCAGGCCCUCUUACCUUAGCUCAGCUAAGGGUCAGGGGGCAGCAUCAGUUCUUUCAGUUUUCAGGGCUGAUCCUUGUUUCUCUCUUAAAGCCUCAAUUGUUUUUCCCCUCUUGCCAGACUCAGAAGUCUUAUCCUUCAUUAAAUCUUCCUUCAAAGGAGGAAGACUGAGCAAGAGGGAAUGGGGAAAAGAAAGAGAGUAAAAAAAAAGGAGGAGAGAAGGAAGAAGGAAUGUAUCUUCUAAAAUAGGAGCUCCCCUUGUCUCCUUGGCUGGUGACUAGCAGCUCAGUACAAAUUGGGACCACAUUCACACCUGUGUGUGAAGCUGAGUCAGACACAUUCCAGU
Lagopus leucura (white-tailed ptarmigan) is the source of this 3668-nucleotide messenger RNA. RefSeq names its product arf-GAP with dual PH domain-containing protein 1-like. The coding region runs from base 759 to 1892 and encodes 377 amino acids. Gene Ontology annotation, biological process: positive regulation of GTPase activity. NCBI's taxonomy places the organism in Eukaryota, Metazoa, Chordata, Aves, Galliformes, Phasianidae. The transcript is spliced from 11 exons. Gene Ontology annotation, molecular function: phosphatidylinositol bisphosphate binding; GTPase activator activity. Gene Ontology annotation, cellular component: intracellular membrane-bounded organelle; plasma membrane. The record is from RefSeq and is a predicted model, not a curated record.